Marasmius oreades (fairy-ring Marasmius) is the source of this 861-nucleotide messenger RNA. RefSeq lists its product as uncharacterized. The coding region runs from base 1 to 861 and encodes 286 amino acids. NCBI's taxonomy places the organism in Eukaryota, Fungi, Basidiomycota, Agaricomycetes, Agaricales, Marasmiaceae. The transcript has 9 exons. The record is from RefSeq and is a predicted model, not a curated record. Gene Ontology annotation, molecular function: hydrolase activity, acting on carbon-nitrogen (but not peptide) bonds.
AUGACCUUUUUUGACGCUGAAUCAGGGAAUUAUUGGGGAAACACCACAUCACCCGUUAUUGGAAAUGAAGAUGAGCGUCUAAGCGCCCGUAGCGUGAAAAUCUUUGCAGAUGGUGCGCUGCGGACUGGCGGUGCAGCGCUGUAUGAACCUUACGCAGACAAUCCCACGACCAACGGGUUUAUGCGACUGGACGAGGAAAUUCUAUUCAAGUAUAUUCCCUGGUUUUUAAGAGAUGGCUGGCAAGUGAACGUACAUGCCAUCGGUGAUCGUGCCAACGGAGUGGUCAUAGAUGCCUUUGAAGCCUCAUUGAAAGGCGCUAAUGUUACAGCUCUACGUCCUCGACUUGAACAUGCUCAGAUUAUGACCCCAUCCGAUGUCGCGAGGCUUGGUCAACUUGGAGUCAUCGCGAGUGUUCAACCCACCCAUGCCAUAAGUGAUAUGUGGUAUGCUCAAGACCGUCUCGGCCCAGAACGCGUAAAGAAUCUAUACGCUUUCCGCACGAUCAUGGACAUGAGAGCUAGAAUCACCCUUGGUUCCGACUUCCCGGUCGAGAGCAUGAACCCACUCUCUGGGUUUUAUGCUGCUGUUUCUCGUCUUUCACCGGAUGGGAAAUCACCUCAUGGUCCAGGCGGAUGGUUCCCCGAACAACGGCUGACUCGUCAAGAGGCUUUGCGAGGAAUGACAAUUGACCCAGCUUGGGCCUCAUUUACCGAAAAAUACUUGGGGUCUUUAGAACCCGGUAAAAGAGCAGACUUUGUCGUCCUAUCUCAAGAUAUUAUGGCGGUUCCCGUCAACGAGAUUCUGGAUACGAAAGUUUUGGCCACAGUUAUUGAUGGUAAAGCUGUCUAUGGAAGUUUUUGA